CUCCCGUCCCUAAUAGACAUUUCAUAACCAGACCGCCGGGUUUCUCUUCAUUGAACGAAAACAUUGGCAAAUCCUAACUGAAAUGAGGCUGACGAAAACCCUGUGUGCCCAGCAUCUUGGAUGGCACUUCAAGAAGCACUGGCUGGUCCAGGGAAAGCGGGUCCCCAAGGAAACGGGCGCUGCCGCCGAGCUCCUGAAACGGGGUGUUCAGGUGAAGAAUCCAGAGGAUCUAUUGAACGCCAAAGUUGAGAGGAAACUAGUGGACAUCGUUGGCACCCGCGAGAAGACGAUUCUCGAGGACACCAAGCACGCCGACUGGCACUCUACCGUUUGCCACUCCUUCUCCGACAACAGCGUGCUGAUUGGCGGUUUGCCACAGGCCCAGGUGCUGACCAACUGCAUCGAGAUCCCGACCUUUCCCAAGCAAAUCGAGGAUGCCAUCGCCAGCCAGCAGUUGCCCAAGACCAUAGACAAGAGUAUCCGUCAUGCCAUUCUGGCAUCCCACGUGCUCGAUGCGGAGCAAGUUAAGCUACCCAAGGUGAGGGUGCCGGAGAGGCCGCGAUUCAACUUGCCACGCUCCUACGGAAUUUCCCACGAAAGGGUCAAUCGCCUGCUGGUUAACAAACUUCUGCAUGAAACCGAAAAAUUAGCCGGCCGUUCAGUCUCCAUACGUAAAAGGUUUAUAGACAACGCCACCUUCAAGACCUCUUUAAAUAAAGAUGGUGAUCUGCUUGGUUUCUCCAUCCAUGCUGAAAAAGUGGUUUUCGCAAAUCGCGCGAUCGAAGCUAUCAAGGGAAAAUUUGAAGGAGACCUGCCCGAUCUUUACCCUAUGAAGACCACGAUAUCGAUUCCAAAACGCCACAUUUACCAAACAGAGAACUUUUACCCCCUGCGCACGGACAUUAGCUGCUCCCAUCCACACACCAUCUUCACGGUCUUCAACAAACACCUGGUGAAAAAUUCCCAUGGAUCCGACGUGACAACUUCUCAGCUCCACGCAAGGACAUUGGUCAAAGCUUUCGUUGUGGCUGCGGCUCGAGCCAGGCAAUUACACGGGGAAUCCUUGGAGGGUGCUCUCCCCAAGCCAAUUGUCGUGCAGAGUGUCCAGACCGACGGCCGGACGUUCCACUUUGGAGUGCUGCAGCUGAACACACUCGAUCUGGGCGCCAAUAGCACUACGAAGAACUAUUGGUUCCAAAGGCAGAACUACGAUCUAUUCUCCGAAUGCUCCUACGAAGCGGGAAUAACACAUUUGGAAAACUACAAUAGCGAUGUCUUCCGCAUAUUCAAUGCAUUUUACAACAACUCCUAAAUAUAAUUGCUACUGAAUAAUAAAA
This is a messenger RNA of Drosophila suzukii, 1337 nucleotides long. It is a transcript of the gene mRpL37, whose product is annotated as mitochondrial ribosomal protein L37. Gene Ontology annotation, biological process: translation. Gene Ontology annotation, molecular function: structural constituent of ribosome. NCBI's taxonomy places the organism in Eukaryota, Metazoa, Arthropoda, Insecta, Diptera, Drosophilidae. The record is from RefSeq and is a predicted model, not a curated record. Gene Ontology annotation, cellular component: mitochondrion; ribosome.